Molecule: messenger RNA, 5599 nt
Organism: Labeo rohita (rohu)
Lineage: Eukaryota; Metazoa; Chordata; Actinopteri; Cypriniformes; Cyprinidae
Gene: lrrc38b
Product: leucine rich repeat containing 38b
Exons: 2
Coding region: 1214-2089 (291 amino acids)
Cellular component (GO): voltage-gated potassium channel complex
Molecular function (GO): transmembrane transporter binding; potassium channel activator activity; voltage-gated potassium channel activity
Source: RefSeq, a predicted model, not a curated record
AGGGCUGGGUCUUUGUGUGCCUCACUUUUGAAAAACUCUGGGAUUGGUUUGAAAUCGAUUUAUGAAGGUCAAAAUGAGAGAAUUACUAGAAUCUGUUAUUUGGAUCCAAAUAGAUUUUCUUAAUGUGGAAGAGGCUGUAUAUUGAUGAAAAAGCACGAGAACAUAAAAGCAUGUAAAUCUGUUGCAAAUGUGCGACCGUUUAUCUCGCUAGGAAAUGACAUCACGUGUUGAGUGCAUGGUCGCCUCAUCCCACCAUAUUAAACGGUGAAGACAACACAGGACAAAAGCAGUGGAGUCCAUGAGCCAGCAUGCUGAUAGACUUCCCCCGUUCCCCACGCUGGUCUCUAAUCUGCAUGCAGACAACUUCUUUGUGGAUAUUUGGAUGUCCUCACCAUAGCAACAGAGCUGCAAAACCGCGCUGUACAACCUCUCAUCAGACACAGUCGUGCCUAGGCAUCGCACGGCACGCGGGAGCCAGACGAAAGGAAGAUAAGAGGAGGAAAAAGAGAGCGGGGAAGAGGACACCGCCGCCUCGCACCUAAUUCUCUGUGGGAAUUCUCCUCAUUAGGACCAUGACAGCUCAGUUACAACAGCUCAGAAGUGCCAAGGGUCAUGUUCACAGCCGCCGGUCGAGCAAUCAUUCCUGCGCUCGAUGGAGGGAUGCAAGAAUUUCACUCUUUGCUCACCAUGACCGAGCCUCUCUAUGCUGAAUCCAUUUGUGUCCAACUGCCAGGAUUCGAUCAAGCGCGGGUUAAUUGCGAGAGAGCGGCUGGAAGAGCCCCCCUCCUCUUCCACGCUGCCAAUCUGUCCGUGCCUCUGAUUUUCCACUCAUUCUGCCUCUCUGUUCUCUGUUUACCUCUGUCUGCUGAUUUCUCCACCCCUUUCCCUCAGUCUCUCAUGCUUUCGCGCUCCCUCCCACAGCUCGCUAUCUCUCCUCCCCUCGUGCCUUCAAAGCCAGCAGUCUGCUCGUCACUCCAGGACUGCUUGCUACAUGAUCUCUCGGAAAACAGCCUCCGCGUCUUGCUCGAGCCGCUCCAUGUGCAAGCCUUAAGAUUUCUUGCCCAGGACGGCAGGAUGCUCCUGCGCUGGCACUGAUUCCUCUAUUUCUCUUCUCGAUUUCCCCUUCCCCUCCCCUUUCCUAAUCUCCUGCCCUCUGACCCUCAUCCCUUUACCCCUGACCCUAUUCCCUCUCUUCUCCCGCUCUUUCUUGACCAUGUUGCCAUGUGUCUACCGGCUCCAGCCUGUCCUUGUCUUGCUCUUCUUCACUUUGUUCAAUCUAGGGGAAAACUGUCCAACAACCUGCCUUUGCCCAGACCCUCACACUGUGGACUGUAGUGGGCGCGGACUUACCCGUCUUCCGGACGAGAUCCCCUUGGACGUGCGGAGGCUGCUCUUGGCGGACAACUGGAUCCCACGGAUUCCUUCGGAUUUCCUCGUGCUCUACAGCGACCUGGUCUACCUGGACCUCCGCAACAACUCCCUCUCACACAUCGAGCCGGGCACCCUUAGCACUUCUUCCAGGCUGGUUUUCCUGGACCUCGGUUGCAACAACCUGACCGAGAUCCCCAAAGGGACUUUUGGGGAAUCGAGGAGCUUAAUUAAGUUGCGCUUGGGCAACAACCCGUAUUUGAGCAUGGUCAACGAAGAUGCUUUCAUGGGUCUUACCUCCUUGCGUGAACUAGAACUAGAACGCAAUGCCCUGUCCGGGCUACAGGUGGGCGCCCUGAGCCAGCUGCCCUCCCUCAGGGUAGUACGGUUAGAGGGCAACCCUUGGGUGUGCAACUGCAACUUUGCCAACCUGUUCACCUGGCUGGUGGAAAACAAUCACAAGCUUCCCAAUGGUAUAGAGGGUAUGGAGUGCUCUUUGCCCACCGAUGGACGCCGCGUGCCUCUCAGCCAGCUCUCCCAGGACAGUUUUCGGGAGUGCCAGAUCACCCUCACCCUCACCGAUUUCCUCAUCAUCAUUUUCUCGGGCAUCUCCGUCUCAGUGGCCGCCAUCAUGGCCAGCUUCUUCCUGGCGUCCACCGUCCACUGUUUUCAGCGCUGGAGCAAGGGCACUAAAGGAGACGAGGAGGAGAGUGAAGAAUGAGGAGGGAGGUUAGAGCUGAACGACCUUCGAUAUGAUUCAAAGCUGCCAGUUCGUGACAGAGUUCAAACAAACAGCGUGGCUGAACAGACACCAGGUAGAACCUGAGCAGAAAUAAGCUGAUUGAUAGUGUCAGCGCUAACAAAGUGACCAGUGCGGACACAGUACCCUCGAAAUCAAAGGAUGUUUGGUCUGAAAGCAAGCCUUAGUAUGCAAACUUCCAGGGAUUUACAGGUCUUGUUAAAGAAAAUACUUUGAGAUCCUGUCCUGCAGUAGAGUUUUCAGUGUUGUUGAAUACUUGUGUCCGUAAAGUUUCCCUUCAUGUAGUCAAUAUAAAGUUAGCAGAAUACAACUGUGCUACUUGUUGAUUGUGCCAAAUUAGCACAGGUAGACAGCAAUGUCUCAGAGAAGCACUGAUAAUCGAUGAUAAGGAAUAAUGAAGAAGUCAAAUGUUGCAGCUUUAUACAGCCAAGUAUACGUGAUGGAAGCCAUUUUCCUUCAAAGGAUGGGGAAAAUAACUUAAGAAAGCAUUACCUGAAGUUUAGAAUAGAGCUUAAUGUGAAUAGUCGUGUCAAAUACCGCACUUUAAAAUGGUCCUACAGUACCUAAGUUACACUGACCCUCAAACCACCAGGUACACUGGUUCAGCCCAGAUCUGCCAAAGAACGCUUUGACUGAGGGACUGAGGUUAAUGUGUUUUGAAAUAUAGAUUUAUUUUUCUUUAAAUAAAGUCUGUGAUCUUAGCAAGAUUACAUUUAUUUAGCGUAAUAAUGGUACUACUCACAUAUGACGAUAUAUAAUAUCCUUAAAGUGACUAAAGAGAGAAGUACAUACUACAAAUGUCAUUGUAAUAUUCAUGUCUUAAAAGUAUAUUUGAAAAGGCAUACAGUGGGAUCAAAAAGUAUUUGGGCAUUUAAGUCUUAUAUUGUCAUUGCAAUACAUGACAAAAUACUAAACCAGGCAAAGCACAACAUGUCACAAAAGAUGUCUGCUUGGUUUAAAUGAAAAGCAAUUCAUUUAAAAAUGCUGUGAUAUAAUCAAAAAUUUUAAUUAAGCUAAAUUAAAUAUUGCCUUGAGACUAUAUGGUAAAAAGUGAUUGCAAAAAAUCCCAUAAAAGUGAAAUUUGUACUAAGAAAAGAUUCCGCAUUCUAUAUUUGCUGAUGUCACAAUUUUCGUUUUCUAAAAGAAUGAUGUUCACACAUUAAGUGUCACUUAAGUGUCCAAAUAUGUUUUAAGGCCACUGUAUAUCCAUGUGUCUUCAGAUUGCUGUCUAGUGUCAACUAAUAAUACAGUGUAUAACUAAAUGGCAUACAUUUCUGUUCAUAAUGUCAAUUCCAUCAAUUCCAAGCAAAUUAUUUUGUUAGUAGACCAUGUGGGGGAAACGAUUUUCGAAUGUCAGAAAGACAUUUGAUUGUUUGUGUUUUCAGUCUUGCUUCUUUCAUAUCCUUAUUUGAAAGGGCUUCAUCUGUCUAUAGAAUUAGAAAAAUGUCUUUUUAUGCACAAUUUCAAGAAUCACAUUCAUUAAUAUCCUAAUGUUUAUUACCAUCCUCUGUUCCACUGUUGCCAUCCAUAAACAGAUGCUCUGGAUGUACUAUUUCGAGAAUAUACAGUUCUUUUUCCCAGACAGGUAUCACAACUUCAUUUUUGCAGUGCAUGAAUAAUUAAUUGGAUCUGUGAAAUGAAGCACACAGCGUGCUAGCCUUCAAAUGUUGGGGAUGGAAAAAGAAAUCAUUGUGAUUCGAAGACCAUCUUAUUUUUAAAGAAUUCUAUUCUGCUCACACAACCUCAGCCAUCAUAUUGUGUUGGAUGUAAGAAGCACGAAUGCAUAUUAAUGUAAUGUAAAUGUUCUGGUGUCAGGACACGGUUGACCCAUAUGCACAAUCUUUCAAAGCUAGACUGUAGCAUGGUAUCAUCAGCAGAAAUCAAACCUGCAGCUAUAAUAUUGUGUCAUAUUGAAUGAUUUCAUGUUUUUUCAUAUAUAUACUCAAAUAUUUAUAGCUGUUCAACCAAUCAGAAAAAAAAUACAUGCAUAUCUAUGUAUUUGCAAGUGAAAUGAGGUAUUAUUGUUAAAAAUUCAAAUUCUGAACAUGUUAUAGAUACUUACUAUGCCAUGACAAUAAAGCUAUUUAGUCAUGUCAACUUGUAUGCAGAUCUCGGCAUGGUUUUCCAUUGGAAUUUCAAAUGUUACGCAUGUUUUAAGUAAUGAACAAAAUAUAAAAUCAAAAGAAACAAUAAUGAGAGUAAAGUAUAUGAACAGACAUUCAUGUUUGUCUUACAACAUACAUUAUAAACAGACAAACCUCAAACAAUUUGCUAUCCACCUUUUUCCUGAAGUGUCGCGGAACUGGGACGAUGAUUUACAUUUCAGGCCUCUGUGUUUCUAGUCAAAUUAAUGUAUUUUCCGGCCCACUAAUAUGAUGUUAAACCAAUGAAAAUGGUUAUGAAAAGCAAACGGAGCCGUAGUUUCGUCACUUCACAGUGUCGCAAUGACCGUCUUAUUGGCAGUGACAAACCUGACAUAGUUUAAUGAGUUGAAAGGUGACAUGAGUUUAGCUGCGUUGAAAACAGAUGAGGGCACAUACAGCUCCCAAUCGGGCGAAGUUUGCUGGAUUUUGUCCACAAAAUGAAAAGAGCACACAUUAUUUUGUUAUUUCACAGACAGCAUUGUCACUAAAGCACUGCAAGUUACGCUCGUUUUCUUUUGUCAUCGUUUAUGCAAGGCAUUCAGCGCCGAACACGGACAGAUUUCCAGGUAAGGUAAGCAACACAAUUGCUUUACAGGAAUUCCAUAAGCGUAUUUAUGUUACGGUAUUGGCUAACAACGGCACAGCUGCUGCACACAUUUUUAUAUUUACUUACAUUGAAAAACUUUCAGUUUAAUUAAUUCAGUCGAUGCUUUUUCACCCCAUUUUAACACGGAUUUCUAUGGAGGCCACCCAACGUUAAAAAUUAUGGCGGCGAAAAAGGUGGAUAUAAUAAAUUUUAAAUUAUAUUUGAAAUGGUUGAACUGCUGACACAUUUGAAAUUCCUGAGGGAGCUCAUGACGAAAGUUUUUAGUGCUACAAAAAGAACAUAAGCUGAUUUUACAUGAAUCGCAGAAAAAUGAUAUUUGCGAUGACAUUUCCAUAAUCAAUAUUUUUCUUCAUGUCUACAAUAGCAAGUAAAAUAUAGCGUGUUUAAUGCUGUACCGUCUGUUUCUGAAUUCAGUAUGUGUCGAUUGAAAAGAGCCCAGAGCUCCCGGCAUCAGUCAUAUCCUGUGUCAUAACUGUCACACUGAGCGAUGUAGUAAAGAUGUGUGUUGCAUCAUAACGUGGAGUAUAUUUGUUCUCCGUCUUAACUGAACACCACAUAUACCUAGAAAACCAACUACUAUGUAGUUACAGUACAAAGAAUGAGGGGAAAUAUGAACUGAGGGUUUUUCCUGCAUGACCCAGUGGCGACAUCAUCCAGUACUUUGUUUUUUUACUCCAUAUGGCAGUGCACUGUUGAUGAAAUACAGUAUCAUAUUAAACA